Molecule: messenger RNA, 5119 nt
Organism: Drosophila elegans
Lineage: Eukaryota; Metazoa; Arthropoda; Insecta; Diptera; Drosophilidae
Gene: Elk
Product: potassium voltage-gated channel subfamily H member 8
Exons: 17
Coding region: 198-4022 (1274 amino acids)
Biological process (GO): potassium ion transmembrane transport; regulation of membrane potential
Cellular component (GO): membrane
Molecular function (GO): voltage-gated potassium channel activity
Source: RefSeq, a predicted model, not a curated record
UGAGUGGCUUCGAAAGUCGGACGUGGCGAAAGUUCUGUCGAAUUGAUUUGAUAACAGAAUAGAACAACCAGCAACAGGCAACCAGCAACAAAAAUCGGCAAUCGAGCGGCGUCGAAAUCAUCACCCCCCUUACCCAGAAAAAAGCAUUGCCACGCCCCAAGGAGCGCUUUAAGAGGCGCACCGGCCCCACCAUUCCCAUGCCAGCCCGCAAGGGGCUGCUAGCGCCCCAGAACACAUUCCUGGACACAAUCGCCACGCGGUUCGAUGGCACCCACUCGAACUUUGUGCUCGGCAAUGCGCAGGCAAAUGGCAAUCCAAUUGUUUAUUGCUCGGAUGGGUUCGUGGAUUUGACAGGAUAUUCACGCGCGCAAAUUAUGCAAAAGGGCUGCUCAUGUCAUUUCCUCUACGGACCGGAUACGAAGGAGGAGCACAAGCAGCAAAUCGAGAAAAGUCUCUCCAAUAAGAUGGAACUGAAGCUGGAGGUUAUUUUCUACAAGAAGGAAGGUGCUCCGUUUUGGUGCUUGUUCGACAUUGUGCCCAUCAAGAACGAAAAGCGGGAUGUGGUGCUCUUUUUGGCCUCCCACAAGGACAUCACACACACCAAAAUGCUGGAGAUGAAUGUGAACGAGGAAUGUGAUAGCGUUUUUGCCCUUACAGCUGCCCUUUUGGGGGCGCGGUUCCGGGCCGGCUCGAAUGCCGGCAUGCUGGGCCUGGGCGGACUGCCUGGCCUGGGCGGACCGCCAUCCAGCGGCGAGGGGGACGCGGAGGCGGGCGAGGGCAACAACCUGGACGUGCCCGCCGGCUGCAACAUGGGCCGCCGGCGCAGUCGCGCGGUCCUCUACCAACUUUCUGGUCACUACAAGCCGGAAAAGGGCGGUGUCAAGACCAAGUUGAAACUGGGCAAUAAUUUUAUGCAUUCGACGGAGGCGCCGUUUCCGGAGUACAAAACCCAGUCGAUAAAAAAGUCACGCUUGAUUCUGCCCCAUUACGGGGUGUUCAAGGGCAUCUGGGACUGGGUGAUUCUGGUGGCCACCUUCUACGUGGCCCUAAUGGUGCCAUACAAUGCCGCGUUUGCCAAAGCCGAUCGCCAGCCAAUGGUGUCGGAUGUGAUUGUGGAAGCCCUCUUUAUUGUGGAUAUUCUGCUAAACUUCCGCACCACCUUCGUGUCCCGCAAAGGAGAGGUUGUCUCCAAUUCGAAGCAGAUUGCCAUCAAUUACUUCCGAGGAUGGUUCGCCCUGGACCUUCUGGCCGCGCUGCCCUUUGAUCACCUGUACGCCUCCGAUUUGUACGACGGUGAGGAAUCGCACAUCCAUCUUGUGAAAUUGACGCGUCUGCUGCGGCUCGCUCGCCUGUUGCAAAAAAUUGAUCGAUACUCGCAGCACACGGCCAUGAUACUGACAUUGCUGAUGUUCUCCUUCACGCUGGCCGCCCAUUGGCUGGCCUGCAUCUGGUAUGUGAUAGCGGUCAAGGAGUACGAGUGGUUCCCCGAGAGCAACAUCGUAUUCUUCACAGGUUGGCUGCAGCUUUUGGCGGAAAGGAAAAACGCUUCGGUGGCCAUUUUGACCACCGCUGAAACAUAUUCCACAGCCCUGUACUUCACCUUCACCAGUCUCACUUCCGUGGGAUUUGGCAACGUUUCGGCGAACACCACGGCCGAAAAGGUCUUCACCAUCAUCAUGAUGCUCAUUGGCGCUCUGAUGCACGCCGUGGUCUUCGGUAACGUGACUGCCAUCAUCCAAAGGAUGUACUCGCGACGCUCGCUGUACGAGAGCAAAUGGCGCGAUUUAAAGGACUUUGUGGCCCUGCACAAUAUGCCCAAGGAGCUGAAGCAGCGCAUCGAGGACUACUUCCAGACCUCUUGGUCACUCAGCCAUGGCAUUGACAUAUACGAGACGCUUCGCGAAUUUCCCGAGGAGCUGCGUGGCGACGUCUCCAUGCACCUACAUCGUGAAAUAUUACAGCUGCCGAUAUUCGAGGCGGCCUCCCAGGGCUGCCUGAAACUUUUGUCCCUGCACAUAAAGACGAACUUCUGUGCGCCCGGGGAGUAUCUGAUCCACAAAGGCGACGCCCUCAACUAUAUCUACUAUCUGUGCAACGGAUCCAUGGAGGUGAUCAAGGACGACAUGGUGGUGGCCAUUUUGGGUAAGGGCGACCUCGUCGGCUCCGACAUCAACGUGCAUCUGGUGGCUACCAGCAAUGGCCAGAUGACCGCCACCACCAACAGUGCUGGUCAGGAUGUUGUCGUCCGCAGCAGCAGCGACAUUAAGGCGCUCACCUACUGCGAUCUGAAGUGCAUCCACAUGGGCGGUCUGGUGGAGGUGCUGCGUCUGUAUCCGGAGUACCAGCAGCAAUUUGCCAACGAUAUUCAGCACGAUCUCACCUGCAAUUUGAGGGAGGGGUACGAGAACCAGGACUCCGAUAUUGGACCAUCGUUCCCGUUGCCAAGCAUCAGUGAGGAUGAUGAGAAUCGCGAGGAGUCCGAGGAAAAUGGCAAGGCGGAGAAGGAAAAUGGUGGAGGACCACCAAGUGGCGCUUCUCCGCUGCACAAUUUGAGUAAUUCCCCCCUGCAUGCGGCACGUUCUCCACUCUUGGGCAUGGGAAGUCCCAGGAAUCAGAGGUUGCACCAGCGUGGCCGAUCCCUGAUCACUUUGAGGGAAACAAAUAAGAGGAAUAGGACGUUAAAUGCGGCCUGCAGCCUAGAUCGUGGAUCCUUCGAGGAGGCGGAACCCCUGGAAGAAGAGCAGCAGUCCACUGGCAAGAGGCCCUCGCUGGAGCGAUUGGACUCCCAGGUGUCCACCUUGCACCAGGAUGUGGCCCAACUCAGUGCCGAGGUGCGCAAUGCCAUCAGUGCUCUGCAGGAGAUGACCUUCACCUCCAAUGCCAUGACUUCGCACAGCUCACUGAAGUUUCCACCUGCCAGAUCCAUACCCAAUAUCAGUGGAGUGGCGGCCACAAGAUCUGGAGAUGCAGUGGACCAUGGCCUGGUGGGUGGAGUUUUGGGAGCCGCCGAAAUGGCUGCCAUGCAGCGCUGUUCCUCACAUCCCCCAGAAGUUUGGGGCAGGGAUGUUCAGCUGCCCACCAGUAACAAGGCACCUUCUCCCGUGGAGCCGCUCAAAAAGACGACAACCAGUAGAAGCUCACAAACAGACUUCUAUCGCAUUGACUUUCCCACCUUCGAGCGCUUUGUCUUGGCCAAUCCCCGCCUGGUUCUGGGUCUCCUGGGCAUAGAACCCGCCAUUAAAAACGAAAUGGAUCUGCUGCAGCAGAAGCAAACCCUGCAAAUAUCACCUUUGAAUACCAUUGAUGAGUGUGUUUCCCCUGGGGAGGCCAACUUGGCCAGUUCUAAAGAGAGAUUGAUUACUUCGCCGGCAGUUUAUCCGCCUUUGGAUGAUGAGAACUCCAAUGACUUUCGCUGGACCAUGAAGCACUCGGCCAGCCAUCACAGUUGUUGCAAGAGCACGGAUGCCCUGCUGAGUCCAGAGGAGCAGCCUCAGGUACCUUUGGAGGUUAUUCCUGCCCCACCGCCUGUCCAGGAAACGAGAUCAUCGAAGAGAAGCUUGAGGAAGAGCACGAGUGGUGGCAGUAACUCCAGCCUGUCCAGCAGCAGUUCCAGCUCGAACAGUUGCCUGGUGUCGCAGAGCACUGGCAACCUGACCACCACCAAUGCCUCGGUGCACUGCAGCCAGAGCACGCAGAGUGUGGCCAGAAGGGCUUCCUGGAAGCUGCAGCACUCGAGGAGCGGGGAGUAUCGCAGACUAUCCGAGGCCACCGCCGAGUACUCACCUCCAGCCAAAACGCCACUUCCUGUCGCUGGAGUAAACUACGGGGGGGAUGAGGAGGAAAGUGUGGAGCUGCUAGGACCACGAAGGAACUCCAGACCCAUCCUCUUAGGAGUAAACCAAAACCAGGGUCAAGGACAGGCCAUGAACUUUCGCUUUUCGGCGGGGGAUGCCGACAAACUGGAGAAGGGUCUGCGUGGACUGCCCUCCACUCGCUCACUUCGAGAUCCGAAUAGUAAAUAGGUGAACAAAGGAAGUGCAGUGCAUGAUUUAUGUCCCAAUUAAUACUGAAACACAAAGACGCUUGUACAUUUAAUGUCUCUAGGAUACACACACGAGUUGGGUUUUGUUUCCCCUCUCGAUUUAUCAUAAACACCCACACAUAUUGGCAAAGCAUAUCAGAGGAGCCCAAUAAAUUAUUUUUAAUAAUGAGAUGUAUAUUUUCCUAACAAAUCAGCGAAAAAUAUACCCACUCAGAAGAAUACAUGAAAACAUAUGUCAGCGGAAGUACAAAGCUUAGAGACCUCCGAUUAAAAGUAUAUCUUGCCUAGCAACAGAGCAUCAGAAUAUCAUUGACACUUAAAAAAAUGGUGAAACGCUAGUUAAGUUGAAUCAGCCUGAAAUAUAAAGUUGUGGCAUAAGAAAUGGUCUUAAGCUCUGUAAAAACAGAGCCCUUUUUAGAUAUUUAUAGGUGAAUAUCUUGAGGCUAUUGUCGCAGAACAAAGAACUUGAACUUAAGUUAAGGUCUGGAGUUUAAGCAUAGGGGAUUCAACAGAUUUGUAGACAUUUAAGCUGUACAUUCAUUCUAGUGAGAAAACCUAGAUUAUUACCUAAGAUAAUCGACAAUCGUGUGCUACUUACAUGUGUCGAAUGGACGGAGUUCCACUUCAAAAGUGAGCUCUUGGGCAUUUGGCUAAAAAGUAAUUUGUGAUUCCAAGCGAUUUUCCGUCUUGAUUCCGUGUUGGUUAGUUGGCUAGUUAAAUAAUCAACUGUAAGCUGUAAACUGUGUAAAUUUCCAACAUCCCGCAUAUAUCCUCAGUGUAUAUAGUAUUAUAUAUGUAUAUGGUAUGUGUAUAUCUGCUCCCCAAAAACUAUAAAGACUUGAGCUUCAUUCUAUCUUUGAUGUAAGCAUCCUAUGAUAAUAAGUGUAUAAGUUUUAUAUGUGUUUAGAUGGAUACAUUUUUAGCCAUAAUGUAAGCGAAAUUAUUCAAUUGAGAACCUAAUAAACGUUUUUAAAUGUUUUAACUUAAUGUUAUCGAGACUAUAUACUUGAAUGUAUUUCAUGUGUAGUUAUACAUCUAAAGCAUUAAAGGAUAUUCGAUAUUUCAAUAAACAAUAAA